CUCAUCAGCGGUUUCGAGAAGAGGUGGGACCAUGAGGCAAAAGAUGAGCGUCAGUGAGCGUACAGCGGUGAUUCAGGAAGAGAUCUGAUCCACGAGCAAGGCAAGGUAGAGGAACGACAUGCGGGAGGGACCAGUUCUGACCACACCGGUUGCUCUCUAUGGCUUUGACUGACUGGCGCUGUUGUUGUCAUUGCUGCUUGUGCAGGCACACGAGGCGGAUCAGGCCGUUUGUUUGCAUCAGCCGUUUCCCUUCCCCACAGCGGGCAUGAUUGCCUUUGACGAGAUACUCAAAGGCCGCGGCGGCAUUAGCAGCCUGCUUCCCACCCCCUUUGCCACACGCCUCACCACAGCCGCCGCCACCACAUCCACUCAUGACGCAGAUCAGCCAGGUGAGCCUCAGCCUGCGGCUGCACCCGAGCGUGUGAAGCCGCCGGUGGGUCUGCGGGAGCUGGUGAGGCAGAAGUACGCCGAGGCGGUCAACGCGGCCGGUAUGCUGGCGACGCUCAACAGGGAGAAGAAGAGGCUCGACGUGCGCAGCGUCACUGGCGAAAUGGUCAGAGCCGCGCUCAAGAACAAGACCAAACUCAACACGCCUCAGUAAGUGACGGAGAUGACGCCAACGCCCACACACACACACACACACACACACACACACAGAGAGAGAGAGAGAGAGAGAGGCGGAAACGCCCUGAAUGUGUGUGCGUGGUUGGGUCACACAGGUUCCACUGUGCGUGGUGCGAGUAUCUCAUGUCGGUGUCUGAGAACGUCGCGGUGCAGCUCUUCGUUGCGACGUGGAACGAAGACCCGUUCCGUCUGCUCAACAAUGACGAGGAGUGGGACAAACUGGACCGCGAGAGGAGCCUCUUGUCCGGCAUGAUCCGCCGGGCGGCCAAGGAGGAGUGGGCCCGCCUCAGCGACGCGGAGCAGCGGGAUGUGCGCGUGUAUCGGAUCCUCGAGACAGAUCGGGUGCUCUAUGCACUGCUGAUGAUGAAGCUGAGCAGCCGGGCAAAGCUCAGGGUGGUGGGGAGCGAUGAGGACAACGAGAAGGGGGAGAAGGAGGGGGAGGGGGAGGGGGAGGGAGGAGGGCCGCCGAAAGAUUAGCGGGACUGACUGUGCGCAAGCCUACUUGUUUUUUCCCUUUUUGCCGAGGAGAAGGAGCGCCUGCUGAUUUGAUUGGCUGUGUACAGAGGACCGUUUGGGGGAGGAGGGAGGGCUGCAUUGCAUUGCGUUGCGUUGCGUUGCACUGCAUGGCCUGAUUGGCUGUGUAUGUGGCGAAUGUCGUCAGUGAGUGAGGAGAGUUGGGUGAGCGCAUUGGCCGGCCUGUUGUCUGCCUGCCCGCGCCUUCUUGCCCCUCUGUCUGAGCGUCCCUCUCGAGAUAUACACAUACAUACAUACAUGUGCGAUUAACCGGAUUGGUG
Messenger RNA from Vitrella brassicaformis, 1418 nucleotides. Lineage: Eukaryota; Vitrellaceae. The record is from the annotation of a GenBank genome assembly.